Messenger RNA from Dipodomys spectabilis (banner-tailed kangaroo rat), 1701 nucleotides. It is a transcript of the gene Pnpla1, whose product is annotated as patatin like phospholipase domain containing 1. Gene Ontology annotation, molecular function: triacylglycerol lipase activity. The coding region runs from base 1 to 1701 and encodes 566 amino acids. The record is from RefSeq and is a predicted model, not a curated record. The transcript has 9 exons. Gene Ontology annotation, cellular component: lipid droplet; membrane; cytoplasm. Gene Ontology annotation, biological process: triglyceride catabolic process; lipid homeostasis. NCBI's taxonomy places the organism in Eukaryota, Metazoa, Chordata, Mammalia, Rodentia, Heteromyidae.
AUGGAUGAGCAGGUGUUCAAAGGCGAUCCCGACUGCCCUCAUUCCAUCUCGUUCUCGGGCAGUGGAUUCCUCUCCUACUACCAGGCCGGGGCCGUGGACGCCUUGCGAGACCUGGCCCCCCGCAUGCUGGACACCACCUAUCGCUUCGCAGGGACUUCCGCAGGAGCGGUGAUCGCAGCGCUGGUCAUCUGCGGGAUAGAAAUGGAUGAGUACCUCAGAUUCCUGAACGUGGGCCUGGCCGAGGUGAAGAAGUCCUUCCUGGGCCCCUUGUCUCCAUCCUGCAAGAUGGUCCAGACCAUGCGGCGGUUUCUGUACCACGCGCUGCCCGAGGACUCCUACAAGGCCACCACCGGGAAGCUGCACGUGGGCCUCACCCGCCUGGAGGACGGAGAAAGCGUGGUGGUCUCCGAGUUCACAUCCAAGGAGGAACUCAUCGAGGCCCUGUACUGCAGCUGCUUUGUUCCUGUCUACUGUGGCCUCAUACCCCCUACCUACCGUGGUGUGAGGUACAUCGACGGCGGCUUCACGAGCAUGCAGCCCUGCUCCUUCUGGACGGACUCCAUCACCAUCUCCACCUUCAGCGGGCAGCAGGACAUCUGUCCCCGGGACUGUCCCGCCAUCUUCCACGACUUCCGCCUGUGCAAUUUCUCCUUCCAGUUCUCCCUGGAGAACAUCACACGGAUGACACACGCCCUGUUUCCCCCGGAUCUGGUGAUACUGCAGGAGUACUACUACCGGGGCUAUGAUGACACUGUUCUGUACCUGAGGAGGCUCAAUGCUGCUUACCUUAACUCUCCCUCGAAGAGAGUGAUUUUCCCGCGGGUGGAAGUGUACUGCCAGAUAGAACUUGCACUCGGCAACGAGUGUCCUGAACGCCAUCAACCGGGUCUCCAAGCACAGCGGGCCAGCCUGGAAGGAUGCUCCCAGCUUCACUCACAGGACACGCCCCAAGGGGAUGGCAACGCUGGCCACCCACCUGAGGAGACACCCAGGUCCACGCGUGAGCGGCCCAUGGAAUCACCGGCCUCAUCCCCUGUCUCUUCCUCCAAGCAACCAGCCAGGUCACCCGUGGCCGCCUGUGGGAUGCGUUCUCCCAGUGACUUGCCCCCCCAGGCACCCGCCUCGCCCCCAGCACUGCGCUUACCUCCCUGCUCCGCUCCUGAGCCGCCCCCUGCGUCACCUCCACAGCAGAUACAGCGGCCUGGACUUCCACACCAAUCCCCACCCUCCCAGGUGUCCCCAUCAGACAGGCUGUCACUGGGGCCCUCAGUGGUGAGGUCACCUCAAACGACACCCCAAGAUUCUCCUUCAGCAUCACCAAAUCAACCAGGUGUGGAGAAGGUGGGCCCAGAACAGCCCCAAGCAUCCCGAGCGUCUUCACAUUCAAAAAGUGCCACCCCUGCUCCCGUCCCGGGGAAGGAAGCCAGCCGCGAAAGUCAGGCCAGGGUGAGCGCUGCUGCCGAUGCCAACUGGGUGAGCAAGGUAUUCCAGAAGAACAAACAGAAGACCAGUGGCACCAGGAAAUGCAUCCCCCGGCAUCCGCGGUUCCCCAAAACAGGCAGCAAAGCACAGUCAGCUCCCCGGCCGUGUGACUGCCCCCUGCUCUCCACUUCCGAGACAGUAUGGGUCACCUACAGGCCUCAUCCCCGCCGGAUCCAGGAAUACCGCUGCCCGGAGGUGGAGGCCUCAGGUGCCCCCUGA